UUUGCCGCCGUCGCGGGUUGAUGACGUAGGCGUUGCUUCAGCAACGAAUUAUGCUUCUUGUGCAUGCUGUGGCCCCUGCAAAUCCGUUCAACCCUCCUGAGUUGUAUUAUUUUAAAAACCAUAAAGACUGCACGAAGUCUAAGUCGUAGCUAGUUCGUAUUUUCCUAAAUAAUUCAUAGUUAUUUAAACGCGGAAACCAUUUAGUUAGCAACGCGAGCUAACAAACAUGGGCAUGUCAGAGGAGGACGAGCUGAAGAGUCUGAUCUCUACUAACACAGAAGAGACGUUUCUGGAAGUCUUGUCAAGGCUGAAAGACAUAUUAGGCAGAAAGUCUGUAGGAGACCAGAAGGAUUUAGAGGAAUGCAAGCAAAACCUUUACAACCUCGGAGUCCUGAGAUACUGCUCUGCUGCACUCAAAUUCAAUCCUGCCAAGGUUCUAGGGAGUUAUGCAUCCAUCACACAAAUGGCAGACCUCCUCAGCACCUGCUGUGUAGGCAAUGGCUCUGUGGGAGAACAAGACGUGUUUCGUCGUCAGUUUCUUCCAUCUGUAACUGACAACAUCCUGUUUCUCGCGCACCGCAUCAUGAACCGAGCCGUGCCGGAUAAAGGACAAUCGGAGAUGAUUCGCCUCUUCCGGAACGUCUAUAAUUCUCUCAGUUGGCUUCUUCGAGCUCACACUCAUCUGAUUCCCUGUGUUCUCCAUUCCAAACAUUAUGAGAGUGUGCAGAUGAGCGACGACGAUGAGGUCUCGGCAGUAAUACUAACGAUGUGGUACAAUCUGUUCAGGACGAACAGUGCUGUCGUAUCGGAGAUGGAAAGCAAAGCGCUGCACAGUAUCACAGAUGACAUCGUGUAUAAAAUGUCGAGCAGCUCCAACCCUGUGAUCGGGAGCACGGCCGUGAAGAUCUUGCUGUUGAUCACAGAGCAGAAGAGUUGCUCCGAGUCUCUGCAGCUUCACGAACGCUACAAAGGGCUGGAUGAUAUGGUGCUGAAGGACUGGCGAGGUAAAGGCUUCGAUGCAGCACUGAUGCAGCUUAUCCAUCAUCUGCAGUCUGAAGAUCUUGAAAAUCGCACACUGGCUCAGGACUCAUCCGAGGAAAGGGUUCGAGCUGCUUGCGUAAUCCAGGCUGCAUGGAGAGCUCAUCAGACCCGAUGCAGGCUGAAGAAACUCCCCAGAGCUGUAAGCAUGUUACAGAGGAGCUUCAGAGAGAGGAGACGCCAAAGGCAGGCAGAGACGGAGAUACGUCUUGCGGAGGAAGAACUGCGCCAUCAAGUGCGUCUGCGCAGACAGAGAGCCAUCCGGCAGUUCCGGCAGCGCCAGCUUCAUCUGAUGGAGAUUCUGCCUGCAGAGCACCUGGCACGGUUCCUGGGCGAGCUGGAGAACAGAGCAGCUCUUCUGAUCCAAAGAGUGUGGAGGGGGCACAGAGAGAGGCGGCAGUUUAAGCAGAACAGAUAUCAUCUCAGGCAGCACAAAGCUGCAGUGACUCUGCAGAGAGCAGUUCUGGCGUUUCUAAAGCGCCGGAGAUCUCAGAGGAACUUUGCAGCACCGUGGAAAAGCCCCAAAGGCCUGACCGAGACCAGGAGGGCAGAACUGAAGAGGCGGAUAGAAGAGCACAUCUCUCUUCACCCUUCCUCCGUGGUGUCAACAGAGGGCACUCUAGCGCUCCAUGAGCAGGCUCAGAGCAUGCUGCAGCAGCACCUGAUGACGAGAGGGUCGGAUCGUGCUCAGGAGCAGCACCGGCAGGCCUUGGUGGCGCAGAUCAACACGGACAUGGAGCUUCUCCUAAACGCUCCGUCGUUAAAAGAUUUGCGUGACGAAGACUCCUGCCUCUUCCUCAGCCGCUCGGGUCCGGUUGCCACGCGUGCCCGGCAGGCUCACAACACCCUGCUUCGGAGCAUGCACCUGCCGUGGUGGAGAAGGUUGGGAGAUGAGUUCUCCAGUCCAGAGACACUUCCUGAGAAUGACUACGACAUGGAGUUUGAGACUUUGUAUUUGGGUGGCAGGUGAUAAUUAUUUAUAAGAAGUACCUGAAUGACACAACUUUUUAUACAGAACUUUUUACAGCAUUUAUCACAAAGAUUUCAAAACAAUAUGUGGAUUAAUAAUCCCAAGUGAUUUAUAGUUUUGUAGACCACAGUAGAGUUUUUUCUUAUUUCAUUGAUGGUUGGUUUCUGCCGUUUCAAUAUUAAACACUAACCCACAGGGGCUUUUCUGCUGAA
Silurus meridionalis is the source of this 2220-nucleotide messenger RNA. Its product is annotated as IQ calmodulin-binding motif-containing protein 1-like. Gene Ontology annotation, cellular component: cilium. Gene Ontology annotation, molecular function: calmodulin binding. The record is from RefSeq and is a predicted model, not a curated record. The transcript is spliced from 13 exons. The coding region runs from base 227 to 2008 and encodes 593 amino acids. Lineage: Eukaryota; Metazoa; Chordata; Actinopteri; Siluriformes; Siluridae. Gene Ontology annotation, biological process: cilium assembly.